CCUAUUACAGAGAAAUAAGGCUCAAUAUCGUACGCGAAUGUAAUUCACUUACCGCAAAUGGUGUAGCCGUUUAAUUGGUAGUAUUUUGUUUGUGAUUCACCAGCCAGUUACGUUUAGACCAGCGACAGUGUCACAUCACUAUUAUUGUUCUUUUUAAAUUUAUGUUUUUUUUUUACUUUUUUAAACCAAAUGUGGCGUGCAUUUUGAGACAUACAGCUUGUGAUGGUAACUGUGACAAGUGUUGUGUUAAGUUUGAUCAAUUUGAAUAAAAGUGUUGUUUAUUACUUUAUUAGUGAAGUGUUUAGAAGUUUUUAAAUGAUGUUAACGGUAGCACGACAGAUCUUACACCAACACUAAUAGGCAUAUACGACUCCUUGCUAGAACCCAAAAGCCUAAGACCAGAAGCUAGCGCUCUAGAGAAGGCUAAAGACGCAAGAAAUGACCCACCAGUAGACCUCAUGAUCGAAGAAACGCCUAAAGAUCCCUCCAAGAUGGUAGGCAGUGUCAAACUACCCAUAGCAUCAGUUAACAAAAGUUCUUUAUACAAACGUUGCAAUGGUGAAAGUGAUACCAGUGAAAAAGUACAAAGGACGUUUAAAGAUAAAGUUUCAGAGACAUCUACAUUUGAUCAUUUAUCGCCGAAUGUCAAAAGAAUGAUCUCAAGUGCAACAGAGACUACUACGUUAAAGUUUCAAAGGAAAGGGAAUAACGCUAGAACUUCUACUAGACAACGAUCGAAUAUACCUCUGUUUGGAGCGACAUCGAAGCUUACCCAGUCAGGUGUUGAUAUCUUAGAUUCUGUAGAAAUUUACGAUCAACCUUGUGGUAUAAAGAACUCUGGUAAAAAAGUUGAAGAAGAAUCUCCAUCGAAACUACCUUUAAAGCCUGAUUUUAGAAUAGAUGAACAAACAACAUACGAUGUCCCAACGAAUAAUAGACCAGCAAUUUACGAUGUGCCUGUAGGAAAUAAGACAGCAUUCGAAUCUCUAUCAUUACCAUACAUCGACCAAUCUAUUGAGCUCUCUAUAUCUUCAAACGAUAGAGAAUUCGAUAUUAAACUGUCAUCAAAAGACAACUCCCCUCAAAAACCAGCAAAGACCGAAGUGCCUUCAGAUACAUUCCCAAAUGGAACCAAUAGUUUAAAUAGAAAAGACUUUGUUAGUAAGAGUGAGAGUCCGUCAAAAUUAGCCAAAAGUGGUCCUUAUCCCGAGGCAGUAGGAUCGACUGGUAAUUUGAAAACGAUACCAACGAAAGAAACAUUGCAUCCACCGCCUAUAGAAGUGACUAGACCGCUCUCUAUGAGUUCCAUUGCUUCUUCUAGCUCAACCUCAAGUAGUGGUGUCCAGAAUAAAGGAGGAGUGAACUCUGCGUAUUUGGCAUCUAUCGAAAGUUUGGAUGAUCAUAGUGAUGCUGAUAUGGCUUCGGCGAACGGUAGCAAUAAUUUUGUUAAUAGUGCGGGAAUUUUGAACAAAGGUGCGACAGAGGAGAGGCACUCGGAGACGAUACCACGCCAAUCCUGGAACGAGGUGUCAGGGCUGUCGCAGUUGGAGCGCGUGUGCGCAGAAAUCGUGCAGACGGAGAAUGUCUACGUUGAGGACCUGCGACAAGUUGUUGAGGGCUAUCUGCAUGAGUGGCGCCGUUUCACCACGUUCUCUGAAGAUGAGCUGACAGAGCUUUUCAACAAUAUAGAGGAUAUCUACAACUUCAACAGAUCCCUCUGCGAAGAGCUGAACACCUGCCGCCUCGACGCCACCAGCAUCGCCCGCUGCUUCGUCAACAACACUUCUGGCUUCUCCGUGUACACAUCUUAUUGCACCGGCUACCCCCGCACCAUGGCUCGUCUGGCAGCGCUGGCUGGCAAGAGCCAGAGUGCCAGGGAGUUUAGGGAGAGGCAACUGGCUUUGGGACAUCCGCUGCCGUUGGCGAGCUAUUUAUUAAAGCCGGUGCAGAGGAUAUUGAAGUAUCAUCUGUUGCUACAGAGCGUAGUGAAGCAAUGUGCGACAAGAGAGACGGAGUUCGCUCUAAUGCAGAUGACGGACAUUGCGCAACACAUCGACGACAUGAAGAGGAGACACGAACACGCUGUCAGAGUACAGGAGAUACAAUCGCUCCUGUACGGCUGGACUGGACCGGACCUGACCACGUACGGGGAGCUGUGUGCCGAAGGGACAUUCAGAGUAUUCGGCGCGAAGGCGAUGCGGCACGCCUUCCUCUUCGACAAAAUGCUGCUCGUGACGAAGAACCGUGAAGACGGCAUCCUUGCAUACAAGUCACAUAUCAUGUGCAACAACAUGAUGCUGGUGGAAUCGAUCGCGGGCGCCCCUCUCUCCUUCCACGUCAUCCCGUGGGACGCGCCGCGCGCGCAACUUACACUGCAAGCGAGGUCGCCAAGACACAAGCGAGAAUGGACCUUAUUACUGAAGCGGGUAAUAUUGGAGAACUACAAUGCAGUGAUCCCGUCCCACGCGAGACAACUCGUCAUGGAGCUCGGACAGAAUAAAACUGACGAUGACAUGCUGGCAGAAAAGUCUCACAACCUAAUAACGCAAGCGUCGAUGAGGAAACAACUUUCUGCCCCGGAAUACCUCGAGAAACGGAAGCUAGAGCGAGAGAGAAGAAAAUCCUUCGAGAACGGAGUGAGAGGCAGAAUGAAGAAGAACAUGAAAUACAGCGUGCCUAACAACAGAACUGGUACUCAAGACUGUGACUGCGCACAGGUAUCUUUAGAGAAAGGGACGGACUAUACAUGCGAUAGCUGUUAUAUAGAUCUCUGCUCUGAUUGUGAAGCAGAAAUGUCCAAAAAAGAUAAAGAUUGUAGCUGUAGCCAUGAUGAUGGUAAAGAAAAAUGCCCGGAAUGCGACAGAGCAUUACAGUACAUUGAUUCAGGAAGCGCUGAACAUUUAGAAAGAAAACAAUCUGUUUGCAAAUGCUCCGAUUUCAAAUCCUCUCAAGAAAGCUUUGCGAAAGAAUACAACGGUUCUUUGAAUAAAAUCAGAGGAUAUCAUUCUUCUGAUAAUAUCGUAGGUUACACUGACGCUAAAAGUAAAGAUGAUCUUAGCGACACUAAUAACUCAUUAGUAAACGUUAGGAAUAUACCUAAAUCGUGUCUAAAAUGCGCGAAGAUCAAAGAAAAUAUAGUGACCGAUUCAACUAGUACUAUACAUUCGAGGAAAUCUAGGUGUAAUGAGAAUGACAAACACAAGACAGACACAUUAAGGUCCAAGUCUAAAGAAGAUCCUCAACGAUCUAAAUUGUCUAAAAUAGGAACGUGGAGACGAAAGUCUGAACCUGGUUUACAACAAAACACAGGUAUCAUGAUCAAGAAAAACAUGGAUAGUGAUACUGAUAGAAACGAAGGGAAAGGCACAGAAAAGAUAGAAUUUGAAUGUCGUAACUGUGGUUCGAAUAAAAUCACAAGAAAAGCAAAGAAUAGUGAAGGUGUUAUCAUAUCGGACCCUGAAGUUGAUGCUAGAAAGGGCAGUAACACUAGUUUGAAACCAACGAUUGAAAUAAAGAUGUACAACACAAAGAAAGUACCAAAGAAAAUAUCGAAAUUAAAGAAAAACAGAGCAAAUGGAUUACGAUUAGGGUCUGACACUACAGCUAAGUUCUAUGCUGAUUUUUCAACAGACGUGUCCACUGAAAAUAUUUUACACAUUUCUGAAUCUACUGACAGUCUGAAUGUUGAUAAAUCCAAGGACAGUACACCUAGUUCAGUUGUGCCAGAAACUAUAAGUAAAGACGAAGACAUUGACGAAGAAACGUAUAAAAAGUUAAUAGAAAAGACAGAUUCUUUUAAAAAGAACGAACUAGAGAAAGUCAAGUAUUUAAACAAGCAGAAAGUAAUAAAUGAAGGGUCUGAAACUGAAGAAAAGGUUGAAACAAGAGAAGACGUCCCGAGUGGUGAGGAUGCAGAACAACCUCUGGAGCAAAUAAUAUCGCAACUAUUGAUGCAAAAUCGGGAGUUCCAGAAGUUAUUAAAGAAACAACAGCUAAGAAACAGUGCUCAAAGAAGGCACCAGAGACUACUUAAGUCGCAUUCAAAUCCUGAACAGCCAGUAAAUAAACCUAAAUAUUGCCGGCAAACUUCUGAAACUUUACUAGUAAGUAAAGACGAACCUGACGUACAAGUAUUAAGUCCUCCCAAUGAAGUGAAUGAUGCAUCCGAUGAUGAUCAUAUUUAUGAGACUUUAAGAGUAGAAAACAAAAUUGACGAUGGUUUACAUACAUUAAACUCUAAAAGUAAAUCUAUUCAGCAUACUUCUCAUGUUCCCAGGCCAAAAAGAAUACCUUCACCGCCAAAUAAUGUCCCCACUAAAGUAAAGAAUGUAGAAUCAGAUUACGUUUACCUUUCUUUUGAUAAACUGAACAAACUACAAGACAGUGAAGGCAUAUAUGACGUACCUGUCAAAUCUCCUGAAAAGGUCAAAUCUCAAACAGAUGAAUGUUAUGAGACAAUGGAACAUCGUGGUCCUACCAUCGAUAAUAGUACUGAAAAUCUUUAUGAUAGCUUAAUGGAAAUCUGUAGAAGAAAGAAAGAGACACCAAACACAGUACCCGGGGAUUACUUGCCUAUGAGUCCCGACCAGCAAAGUCCUAAUACACCAGAGAUUUGGCUUAGUCGACAAAAAGAACAUUUCAAUGUAUCAAGAGACAGAAAAUCAGGUUCUUUGCCAAGGAGCUUUCAAGUUAUAACAAAUAAUCAAGAGGAAAAUGCGUUAAGCUCAUUCAAAUGUAAACCUAACAGUAACAGUAAAACGUAUUUGAAUAGAGAUGGAAAAGUUAUGAGUACAGAUAGACCAUUCACGAUCGCAUCAGACAAAAGUGAAAUUAGUUACGACGAUGUUGAAAAUUACAUGAGUGAAGGAGACAUACUUAAAUUCAAUAAAACUACUAACUCUAAUGACAGUGAUUAUGUGCAAAAUAUCAGUCAAUCUACAUUAGAACUAGAACAAGAAAUAGACAAGUGUUACAAAAACAAUUUCGAAAAGGAUCUCGAUGCUAAUAAAAAUGAAAAUUUGCUUACUGUUUCUCAGCCAAACUUGAAUACAUCUACUACGUCAUCAUGUGAAGUAUUACCAUUAGAAAGCAAUGAUGAUAAGAAAGAAAUUGAUGUUAUUCACCCGGAACAUAAGAUUUACAAACCAACUAGCAAUAUGUUGUCUCUUAAAAAUGUUUUAAGUCGUUUUAAGAAUAGGUCACCUCCGAAAAAUACUGAAGAAGAAAUUAACGCUAAUGAUCAAAGUAGUCCAGAAAUUAAAACGGACGCAAAGAGUCCUACGAGUGAAAAGCGACCGGGCUUAAAUCCAAGAAGUUAUUCCAAAAACCUUUUACAAAGGUUUAGAAGUAUUAUAGGCGACGAACAUGCAGACGACAAUCAAAAUAGGACUGAAACUAAGAAAAUCACUGAUGAUAUAAAUAAUUCAGUGAAAACAGAUAUAAAAGUAGUGAUCACUUCAACAGAUGCCAGUCCCACGACAUCUACCGUAGUGUAUUCUGCCAGCAAUGAUCCUAUGAGUAAAAGUGUCUAUGAGCAAACUACUUUGACAGAAAGUCAAAACGAAAAGAACAAUUUAGAGACUUUGUCCCACAGCUGUGACAAUAUUCCACAGAAACCAGAAGUAAUCAGACCAAAUUACGAAAAGAGCGUAAGUUUGGUGACUAACAUAUCAAAUGCAUCUUCUCCGUCCAAAUCUACUAGUAAUUCCUAUCAGAGCUUAAAUAAACUACCAAUUUAUAUGCAAGGAAGUAAACAUUUAGGGGCCAGGAUAGCACAACGCGAAUAUGCAGAUCCAGUCACGUUAGUAAAAGAAAAAUCUGCCUUAAAGAAUGUUAAUGUACUCAUUAAUAAAAACGCCGUUAGACCUGACAGUUUAUUUUCAAAUUCGUCAUUUGUUACUACGUCUAGUGAAAGUGCAGAUCAAGAAUUAAAGCAAGAAGCUAAAAAGGAUAACAAUAAAGAUAAAUCAAUUAAUGCAAAUUCAGAUGAGAGUUUCUACGAAAAGUCAUUUGAGAAAAUAGAACAUGUGGUUGAUGAAGAUGUUUAUAGGGAUUCAGCUGUGUAUUCCGACCAAGAAGAAGUGGAAGAAUCUAAAAAUGAAUCGUCUGAAGUAAAAUCGGUUAGCAAAUCUGUUUCGAGAAUAGAAAGUAUCAAACACAGUUCCUCAUUCAGAGCACAAAGGGUAACUGUGACAUCUAGUGUUUGUAAUACUAAAGCUACAGUAGCAAAGAAAAUCCCUGAAGCUAAAACUAAAAUAGAACAAAAAGUUGUCGAUAAAGAUAAGCCAAAGGCACCUCCUGUUCCAGUCAAACCAAAAAUUACUAACAUCCCUACAGCCAUGGUUAAAAAUGUCACCAUAAAUAAAAAUAACCUACUCAAAAAUCAAGAUCAGUCCUCAUCAUCAGAGUCAGUUAACAUGAAAACGAUUCGUAGAAACACUAGUUACAUUCACAAACUAAAAUCUGAAACAACAGAACAAAAUACCGAAGGCAAAGUCGAUGUUAAAGUAAAUGAAGACGCUAAAGAAGAAACUGAUGGCUCUGGAAUACCUAAGCCAACAGGUAAUAUACAAAUCAAGAGACUAAGUUUUGAGAGAGCAAGUCUCGACUCGGCAACGAGGAAAAUAAGGACCAACGAAACAAAACGUACGUCAGUGGAGCCACAAAAAACAUCAAAGAGUGUUCUUGAGAGGCGAAUGGAGAUAGAAAUGAUGUCGAAAAGCUUGACGAAGCAAAGUCAGAUAGCGAAGAAGCCAGCAGCAAAACCUAAACCGAUUUCUACUAAAGUUGCGAGUUUCGAACGAAGCGUAAGCGAAGUUAGAGGCUCUAAAGUUACUAGCUUUGAAAGAAGCGUGAGUGAGGCUAAGAACGAAGUAGUUGAGGCUACAGUUCCGAAUGAAGGAAACAGGGAAGAGAGUAAAACAGAACUUAGCGAUGAUCCGAAAAGUAGUUGGGUGAAGCAGGUUGUUAAUAAAUUCCAAUGAGCUUAUUUUGCUGAGCACCAUAAAAUGAAUUCGUUCUUGAGAAGCACAAAAUUUUACAAAUGAGUAUAGUAAUUGCAAAUCGAUUUAGUUUCGUGCAUUAAGUAUGUACUUGACAGAAUUGUAAAUGCGUUUGAAAGUAUGCGAGUAUUUUGACAAUAUAACGAAAAAAAAAUUUUGUUAUUAAAAUGUCAUGAAUGUUAAAAGUGUCAAGUUUUUAGUGCUCUAAACAGAAUACUAAAACGAGUUAGCAGUUAGCGAUUGUUAAACGCAAAUUUUCGAAAAACAACUACUCAUAUUUUUUCGUCAAAUAAGUUGAUAUUUUAGUAUUUUCUCUCCUUUAUUAACGUAAUGUAUUGUAUUUAACGUCCGUCUGGUUUUGUACACCACUUUAUAAACCCAUUAUACAUGUAGAAGUACCUCUAGAUGUAAGCGUAAUUGUUGAUUGUAAAUAUUUUAACUAUCAAACCUCCCUGAGCUUUGAUAUCUUGUGCCAUAGACAAGAGAAUAUAAUUUAGUUUAUAUUUUAUCUGUAUUCUAUACUCUAUGCACAAAAUAACGGACACGCACAAAGAGGCAGCGUCGAAAUUUAUGACGAAAAAUUAUCAUAUGACAUUGAUUGACACCUGCUAUAUAUUUGUGCAAUUUUUUUAAUAUCUUAUGCUCCCUAUGUAAAUAAAUUUGUUAAAAUGCUUAUUUUGCUAUGUAUUUAUUCAAAAGUGCCAUUGCAAAUGAUAUCUCAUUAGGUAUAUACACAAAAUUAAUAUUUUCCGUGCAAUUUGAUUAACGAUUUACUUAAAAGUAUUUAUUUUUUUAUAGAUUUAGUUUUUGUUGUAGUUACUAACACCAAAAAGUAGAUUUUGUUUAUAGUAUUAUUUUCACUAAUUUUUUUACGAUACGUUACUGUUCGACCUUCGACAUUAGUUUGUUAAUUUCAUUUUCGUGUAUUAGUACAUUGUCAUUGUCAUUUUGUUUUAAUAGAAGUAUUGUAAGACAUUUUCUGAAUGUUAUACUUAAUUUGUCGAGACUGCUAGGAAGAUAAGACUAUAAUUUUAUCAAUUAACAAUUUUUAACCCUUAUCAAACUAAAAUAAUCAGAAAUAUAUGAACUUCUCCACUGAUUUACACCGGUUUCUUACCGAUACCUGUCAGAGCAAGAUAUAAUUAACCUCUUUAAAUUAAUUUGAAAUUUCGUUAUACUCAGAUAUUAAAAAUGUAUGUAACAUAUUAUAUUUUUUUACCUUUUAUAAAAUUCAAAUUCAUAUAUUUCUGGUAACACAUAGUUAAUUUGAACUAACACGUUAUAAUUAAUUGCAUACCUACACUAUAAAAUAAAAUAGCAAGAAUAUUUUUUAUAAAAUGUCAAGUUAUAUCCCAACGAGUUAGACCAAGAGCCAGUAACUCAAAUAAUCAAUUUUGUUACAUUUUUUCUUAUUGACGUUACCUUGCUGGCAAGGGAAAAAAACGACUUGGAGUUGCUGGCUUUAAUGAAAAGGAAUUAUGUAUUACAAACGUCAAACAUGAAAUCAUGUCAGGUGUACUUUAAAAUUAAACGUAAAUUGUAUCGUUCUUUUUCUUUUUCUCCGUUUCCCAAAAACGUGUAGCGAAAGGGAUAGAACGAUAAGAUAAUGUUUGAUGCAGUUUUUUUUAUGGAACUGAAUAAUACAUAUGUACCUACACUACUUACAUGUAAGGUAGCAACGAUUAGAUAAGUAUUACUAAUGAACUUUACAAUGUCAAGGUAGCCUUUGAUAACAAUAAAACAUUUUUUCUUAA
Cydia fagiglandana is the source of this 8755-nucleotide messenger RNA. RefSeq lists its product as uncharacterized. The transcript has 11 exons. The coding region runs from base 459 to 6983 and encodes 2174 amino acids. The record is from RefSeq and is a predicted model, not a curated record. Gene Ontology annotation, molecular function: guanyl-nucleotide exchange factor activity; small GTPase binding. Lineage: Eukaryota; Metazoa; Arthropoda; Insecta; Lepidoptera; Tortricidae.